Messenger RNA from Malassezia pachydermatis, 3756 nucleotides. RefSeq names its product ssd1 protein. Bases 1 to 3756 code for a protein of 1251 amino acids. The transcript has a single exon. Gene Ontology annotation, cellular component: exosome (RNase complex); P-body. The record is from RefSeq and is a predicted model, not a curated record. Gene Ontology annotation, biological process: mRNA catabolic process. Gene Ontology annotation, molecular function: 3'-5'-RNA exonuclease activity; RNA binding. Lineage: Eukaryota; Fungi; Basidiomycota; Malasseziomycetes; Malasseziales; Malasseziaceae.
AUGACACCGCUGGACGGUGUGAAUAGCCCUCCGAAUCCCGUGCGCCCACCGGGGAUGCACGAACACUCACCGCUGCGGCCCAGAGCGGACGAAGAUGUGUCCCUAUCGCAGGAGCGACUGGUGCGCACGCAGCUCCAACAGCUGGGACUCGAGGCAGUUGAUGAUCUGCCGAGUCCCUACCGAGAGGAUCGCCACCCCGUGCAUACCAACAAUCUCAUGCAGAGUCCUUCUGUUGCCAUCACGUCGGCGCCACGCAUGUCAGGCACACCCUCAACAUCCAUGUCGCCGAUGCAACAGCGUUGGGCGUCACGAGGCGCAUGGGCCCCAUCAAUGGACACAGUGGAUGUCCAAAGCUCCCCUAGUCGUGGCGGUGUAUCCUCGUCGCCCUGGGAUGCCAACCCACCGACGCUUGGGCCUGCCAUGUCUGCAUCACGUCCGCUCGGCAUGGCCAGCGGCGCCAGUACAGCGUCGUCGGCCUCAGCGAAUGCUAUGCGGCUGCAUCCGAUGCCUAGUGGUGAUCUCAAUGUCUCGUUCCGUUUCCCAUCCUCUACACCUACCUAUGUCCCAGCCACCGAGGAGCCUGUGUUGUCUGAUCCUGCCCAACUUGGCCGUGAGUCCCUGCGAUGGGGAUCGUCGGCCAUGCCAUUGCUCCCGCCCCUCCCGCCCCUUUCGUUUGGCGGUCUGGAUCCGAGGCGCAGCGAUCAGGGCGUGUCGCACCGGCGCAUUCACUCUGACACGGGAGCAUUCCAAGCCGGUCCUCGAACGCCAUGGUCCCCGCCCUCCGGCCCUGCGUCAUCGCGUCCGGCUGGAGGCAUGACUGCGGGGCAAGAUCGAUCGGUACAACUGGCCCCGAAUUUCUCGUUUCCACCGCGCCAUGCGCAGGAGAGCACAGGCCCUGCGCUCGUGCCUCCGGCUACGACUGCGCAAAGCAGCCAUGGCACUGGCAGCCAUGCUGCCAUCACGCCGCGCCCCCUUCGUAGCGCAAGUGCGCACAGGGCGCCGUCGCAUACUCGGCAUGCAUCGUACCAGCUUUCUACCGAGUUGUCGCCUGAGUUCCUCAUGGCCGGUGGCGGUAUUGUGAACCUCGCCACGCUGGGCUUGAGUCAUGCGUGGACUGACAAUGUCGAGACCAUGGAAUCGAACGAUCGUCAGCCUGCCUCGCGGCAGCAACACCAUCGAUCGAGCAGCAUGUCGAGUACGCCAUGGCCUAUCCCGACGCAGGACGAGCUCAUGGCUGGUCUUCCACAGGCGCAAGCGCAGCUGGCCGCGCUGCAUCGAAGUCGGCAGCAAUUGGGUCCUGCGAUGCAUCAUCGUGCAGCGUCGCAUGGCCGUUCAGCGAGCAUGGGCUCACAGUCGGGCCUUGGUGCAUCGGGUGGCGCACAGCGUCGUGCGCUGUUUGGCAGCUAUCUUCCGCAAUCGAGUUUGCCCUACCUGCUGUUGGCCGGUAAGUUGGUCGUGGGUGUCUUGCGGAUCAACCAACGCAACCGCAGCGAUGCGUGGGUCACGACAGAAGUGCUGGGCUGUGACAUCUUUAUUAGCGGCUCGAAAGAUCGCAAUCGUGCCCUGGAAGGCGACUUGGUCGCGGUGGAGCUGCUGGAUCCGAAAGAGGUAUGGCAGACCAAGCGCGACAAGGUCGACAAGAAGAAGCGGAAGGAGCAUUCACAUGGCGCGUCGUCCACGACGUUGAUGGCGCCCAUUGCUAGCCGCCGAGCGGACAAGGCACGCGAUGAUAUCGACGUCGAAGGCGCGCGGCUGGACCUCAUUGACGAUGAGGAGGAGAGUGAGUCCGCGCCGCCGGCCUUGGCUGGCCAUGUCGUGGCGAUUGUCGAGCGUAUACCAGGCCAGAUGUUCCCUGGCACGCUGGGUCUGCUUCGUCCUAGCAGUGCUGCGACCAAGGAGAAACAGCAGGCCGAGCGAGGGGGCGACGAUGACGAGUCGUCGACUGCGAGUCCUACGCGGCCGAAGAUUGUGUGGUUCCGUCCGUCGGACAAGCGUGUGCCGCUGAUUGCCAUUCCCGCCGACCAAGCACCCAAUGAUUUCUGGAGCGAGGCGAAGCAGGAAGAGUACAGUCGCUGCCUGUUUGUCGCCUGCAUCAAGCGAUGGCCGAUCACGUCGUUGCAUCCGUUUGGCUCGUUGGUUGAUCGCCUUGGCCCUAUCCAUUCCUUGCAGGCGGAAUCGCAGGCGCUCCUGCGUACACACUGCCACAAUGUCACAGUACCAUGGACCGAGGCGGCGCUUCGUGUAGCGCCACCUACGUCCAUCACCAGCACCGAGCGCGCUGCGCGACGUGCGUUCGAGGCUGUGGCGUUGAUGCCUUCGCGUGGGCCGUGCGAGGCUGCCUACUCCGUGGUGUGGUCGGACGAGGCGUGUGCGUGGGAAGUGGGCAUUCAUACCACUGACGUUGUGGCUUUGUGCCCGCCUGGCUCGGCGCUGGAUCGGGAAGUGCGGCAGCGUGCGGCUGCCGUGUCGCUCGUCGAAGAGGAGUAUGCCAUGUGGCCUGACUCGAUCCUGGCGUGUGCGUCUAUGGAGACACAACGUGAGACACGCACCUUCUCGGUCGUCUUCACGCUCCGACAAGGUGCGUGCGUGGACGUGUGGGUCGGCCGAAGUCUUGUGCAGAUCACACAGACUGUGUCUUCGCCGGCCGCCUGGCUUGCGUCACUCUCUGAUCAGGCCCGUGCGUGUGUGGAUGCGUUUGCCUGCACGCAUCGCGAGGCGCGCUUGGUCCGCGGAGCGCUAUGCCUGCCGCCGCUGGCGCACCUAUCGUUCACGCUGGAUGCUAAGAAUGAGCCGGACGAUGUAUACGCGGUGUGUGAUACGUCGCAUGCAGCGAUGGUUCUGGACGAAUGGCGUAUCCAGGCGAACACCGCCGUAGCUCAUACGCUGGCUGUGGCGCUGCCAGACACAGCUUUGCUUGUGCAGCAGGCGCUGCCCAGUGAACGUGCGAUGGCCGAGUUGACGGCGGCAUGGGCUUCGCUUUGCCCAGCGCGUCCCUUGGACACGUAUUCCCUCGCAGACGCAUGGGCCUACGUACGCACGCAAGGCACCGACGCGAUGCAAGAGGUCGGUGCGGCUCUGCUACGCAAGGCCUUGCCGCCGCCCAAGCUGUUCUGCCCGACCUUGGUCGACAUGGCCAAGUUCUUGCAUGUGGGCACUGCGGAACCCAUCUAUACCGACUAUUUACAUCCACUACGUCGGUACUCGGAUGUGUGCAUACAGCGACAGCUGGACGCUGUAUGCCAGCACCGUGUCGCUGAUCUUGGCGAGCCCGCGGAGAUGCUGGCCAAGGCUGCGCAGCAAUGCUAUUCGAAGAACCGUGCUGCAUGGACGGCCAUGCGGCAAAGUGAGCACUUAUUCCUGUGCCGAUACCUACAAAACGAUGUGGCCCGCCAGCUCGUUCCACGCCGUGCCCUCGUGAUGACCGUAAGCGAGGCUUCGUUCGAUAUUAUAAUUCCUUCUUUGACGGUCCAAAAACGCAUGCAUCUUGACUGCCUCCCGCUCGAGCAUGUACAGUACGAUGCAUCACAGUCCUCGCUCUCCCUGCAGUGGCGUCGCGAGACGCACCCGCUGACGUGGCUUGCGCAGUCGAUUGACGAUGCACAAUGUGCUGCGCUAUGGGAGACGUACAAGGACCAGCUGCCAUGGCCGCCUGCGUCGCUUCACACGCACAUUCAGCCUUUGGCGGAGCUGCGUGUGUUGGUCCUCUCAGAUAUGGAGAAGAGUCCCUCGAUUCUCAAGGUGGUCAUGGCUGCGUAA